Molecule: messenger RNA, 1278 nt
Organism: Lontra canadensis (Northern American river otter)
Lineage: Eukaryota; Metazoa; Chordata; Mammalia; Carnivora; Mustelidae
Gene: CAVIN2
Product: caveolae associated protein 2
Exons: 2
Coding region: 40-1278 (412 amino acids)
Cellular component (GO): cytoplasm; caveola
Molecular function (GO): protein kinase C binding
Source: RefSeq, a predicted model, not a curated record
AUCCUUCCCGCCCGGGAGCACCUCCCCACCUGCCCAGCCAUGGGGGAGGACCUCGCCCAAGCCGAGAAGCUGCAGCACCUGGGCUCUGGCACGUGGCAGGAGAAGCCAGCCAGCCCCAGCCUAGCGCCCUCCUCCACGCCGAGCCCCAGCCUGAACCUGGGGAGCACGGAGGAGGCCCUCCGGGACAGCGCGCAGGUGAACGCCGUCACGGUGCUCACGCUGCUGGACAAGCUGGUGCACAUGCUGGACGAGGUGCAGGAGAACCAGCACCACAUGGAGCAGCGGCAGAUCAGCCUGGAGGGCUCCGUGAAGGGCAUCCAGAACGACCUCACCAAGCUCUCCAAGUACCAGGCCUCCACCGGCAACACGGUGAGCAAGCUGCUGGAGAAGUCGCGCAAGGUCAGCGCGCACACCCGGGCGGUCAAGGAGCGCAUGGACCGGCAGAGCGCGCAGGUGAGGCAGCUGGAGGCCAACCACGCCCAGCUGCUCCGGCGCAACCACUUCAAGGUGCUCAUCUUCCAGGAAGAAAGUGAGAUCCCUGCCAGUGUGUUUGUGAACGAGCCGGCCUCCAGCCCCGCGGGAGAGAAGGGGCAGCUCGCUGAUGGGCACAAGUCCCUGGAGGAAACCCUGCACACGGUGGACCUCUCAUCGGAUGACGAGCUUCCCCACGAGGAGGCCCUGGAAGACAGCGCGGAGGAAAAGGUAGAAGAAAGUAGGGCAGGGAAAAUAAAACGAUCUAGCCUCCGGAAAGUCGAUAGCCUCAAGAAAGCGUUUUCUCGCCAGAACAUCGAGAAAACAAUGAACAAGCUGGGCACGAAGAUCGUAUCUGCCGAGAGGAGAGAGAAGAUUAAGCAAUCCCUCGCCCCCAGUCACCAGAAGACCUCUUCGGGGAAAAGCUCCCCCUUCAAGGUUUCCCCCCUCACCUUCGGGCGGAAGCAAGGCCGGGGGGGCGAGAGCCCGGCGGAGACGGACACCAAGUCCGCAGACGUGGCUGGCGGCGGCCGGAGACCCGCCGCGCGGGAAGAGGGUCUUUCCCACGUGUGCGCGUCCAGGGCCCCGCUGGAGGGAAAGAGCGCGGAGGGGCGCGCGGGACGGGCAGCCCCCCGGGGGGGCAACAGCCACUUGACCGUUGAGGAGGAUGAAGAGGCGCCCUCGGUGGCCUCGGUGGCCGAGGAAGAGGCCCAGAAGGUUCACGACGAGGGCGGCGACCUGCUGACCUCGGAGGGCGCGGAGGACCCGGCGCGGCCUGCGGUGCUGCCCGUGGACCAGACGCCCUGA